Molecule: messenger RNA, 2154 nt
Organism: Mytilus trossulus (common blue mussel)
Lineage: Eukaryota; Metazoa; Mollusca; Bivalvia; Mytilida; Mytilidae
Product: putative polypeptide N-acetylgalactosaminyltransferase 9
Exons: 12
Coding region: 152-1945 (597 amino acids)
Biological process (GO): protein O-linked glycosylation
Cellular component (GO): Golgi apparatus
Molecular function (GO): polypeptide N-acetylgalactosaminyltransferase activity
Source: RefSeq, a predicted model, not a curated record
CAAAAUAUAAUUGUACACACCAGACAGUGGUCGAGGGAUAAAGGAUUAUGUCAGUAAUGGAUAGUUCAUUUAGGUGUUCAAUCACUCGUAUUCUUUCCUGUGAAGAGUAACGGAAGGUAUUCGUCUCUUUAAUUUAAAAUUAAGUUAAAUAAUGCGGAGAUCUGAAAAGCGGUUUCUGAUCAAGUUUACGUGUUUAUUUUGUUUAAUUUGGAUAUGUGUGACAUUCUUAAUCAGUAAAAAAUAUAAUUUACUUUUGAGUCAAACAUGGAUGGAAAGCGCAAACUAUAUCAGGGCUAAAACUGUACGAAAUUUGGCUAACAAAUCUGAAAGUCCGGAUAACAUAUCGGGAAAGCCUGAAUUUAGAGAUCAGUUGGUAGAGCAAGCAAACAAACCUUAUAGAUGGAAAACAAACUACAGUAACUCAAAAGUGGGUUAUAAAGGUAAAGGUGUAAGUGUUGACGAAAGCCUUCUGUCGCCUUUACAGAGACAGACAUAUGAUGACGGAUGGAAGAAAAAUGCUUUUAAUCAGUAUGCUAGUGACCUUAUACCGGUUAAUCGAUACGUCGGAGACCACAGACAUGAAUUGUGUACAACGGUGGUUUAUAAAGAAUAUUUACCAGAAGCAUCUGUAGUAAUUAUAUUCCAUAAUGAGGCAUGGAGUGUAUUAUGGAGGACUGUAUACAGUAUAUUAAACACAUCACCUUCAUAUCUGCUGAGGGACAUCUUUCUGGUCGAUGAUGCCUCAACACAAGAACAUUUACAUCAGAGGCUAACCGAAGAAGUUGAUAGAUUUCCUAAUGUUCAUUUGCUUCGAACUGGUUUUAGAUCAGGCUUAAUCAAAGCUCGAUUAUUGGGUUUUUCUCAUGUUAACACAACAGUUGCUAUAUUUUUAGACUCUCACUGUGAAUGUUCGGAGGGCUGGCUUGAACCACUAUUAGAUAAAAUAGCACACUGUAACAAAACAGUUGCUGUUCCCUUAGCUGACCAAAUCUCAUCAGAAACAUUCCAGUUUAGCCCUGUCAAUAUAGAACAUAUGCACAUGGGAGGAUUUGACUUCGAUUUAAACUUUAACUGGAGACCUGUUCCAGAGGAAGAAUUGAAGAGGAGAACCAGUGUUAUAGACUCUGUAAAAAGUCCAACGUUCCUUGGGUGUUGUUUUGCAAUUAGUGUGGAUUUUUUCAAAUAUUUGGGGACAUACGAUCCCGGCUACCAGAUAUGGGGAGCAGAAAAUUUAGAACUAUCUUUUAAGACCUGGAUGUGUGGUGGAUCACUAGAAAUAAUUCCCUGUUCUCACAUUGGUCACAUGUUCCGUAAUGCCAUGCCAUACUCCUGGGGUGAGAAUGGCAUGCACAUAUUGAUUAAAAACAGUCUCCGAUUGGCCGAAGUCUGGAUGGAUGACUUUAAAAGGUUUUAUCAUGACAGAAUAUUUUAUAACAUAAAAUUUGAUAUUGGUGACAUUACAGACCGUAAAAAAUUAAGAAGGUCUCUUAAGUGUCAUAAUUUUGACUGGUAUUUGAAAAACGUGUAUCCAGGAUUAUUUCUUCCCUAUAAUAGUAAGGCCACAGGACAUAUACGGAAUGCAGCUACUGAACUAUGUAUAGAAUCUCCAGUGAUGGGUUUUAUGAUGUACAGAGAAGUUAGUCUUAAGCCAUGUAGUGAUUAUGCGUUCAAUCAGCACUGGACGUUUACAGAAAAAAACACAAUAAGACGAGAUGAGGGAUGUCUUGGUUAUCAGGAACCUCACUCUCUCGUAGUGAUGCCAUGUUACCCUCUUGCCUCAAAUAUUAAAUGGACAUAUUCACAAGAGAACUUGAUCAUUAGUAACCUGGACAACCUUUGUUUGGAACUGUCUACUGAUAGUACAAAAGUUAAUGUGAAACCUUGUCACGGUGGAAGUCAACAAGUGUGGUCAUGGCCUCGACGUACACUUAAGAAAAGGUCGUGAUUAGAACUAAUAGUAGAAUUUUUAUUAUGGUUUAACCCAAAUUAUAGGACACUAGAUGAUGCAAGACGAAGUUCUAUAUUUGUUAUGAAUACAACUAACAUUUGUGAAUUAUAAACAAUCAUUUUUUUAUUCAUUUACACUUAUGAAUCAUGUUACUUGUUUGAGUUAUACGGUGGAUUCAUUUAAAAUAAAUAUUCACCGAACAUUGA